Molecule: messenger RNA, 1451 nt
Organism: Frieseomelitta varia
Lineage: Eukaryota; Metazoa; Arthropoda; Insecta; Hymenoptera; Apidae
Exons: 4
Coding region: 284-1261 (325 amino acids)
Source: RefSeq, a predicted model, not a curated record
AUCUUAUUUCUCGAUUCAAGAGUGUCACUCCGUUACGAAAUAAUUAUCUACAACCCUUCCUUUCAUCGAGACCGAGAUCCUGUCGAUCAUGAACUUGUCAAUCAAGCUCGCGACGGGUGGAGAGGGGAGGAGGAGUAGGAAAUAGAGGAAGAUCGACAACGCGGUUCAUUUCAGGCGCAACGUCACAUGUCUACCGUCAAGAAGUCUAACCAUCGUUACAGCGUGUUCCAUGCUGACGUGAAUAAUUCGCCAAGGGCCAGGCUGUUGCACAGCCUCCACAGUGAUGUCCUGUUUGACCGCUCUCGAUUCGCAGAUCGUCACGCUGUUCUCCGUGCCGCACGAGAUACUCCUCCUUCAGCACAAGGUCUUCCGAGAGUAUGCCAAGAUAGCCGUCGGCCCGGAUUUUAUCCACACCUUGCCCUCGUUUUUCAUUCUGACCUCAAUGGCGAUCGUCCUGUGGAGGAAUCCACCCUCUUGCAACGGGUUAGCUCAAACCGUAGCGUCGACGGCGGUGUACAAAGCUUUUCAGCUGCUGGUCAGUUGGGUCGUCGCCGUUGCGGUUUUGUGGUUCUGGCUAAUGGUGCAGAGGCUGCUUUACUGUUGCGUUUGGACGUCUUGGAGUUACGAAUCCGAAUAUCGAGUCGUCUCUCAUCAAUGGUGGCAACAAGUUUGGUCCUCCUAUUAUCCGCCACCGUUGCAACCUCCAGUUAUGUCGGCUGAUUUUAUCAGCUGGUUAAUAUCGAUGUCGAUCGCCACGACUUGUCUAGGCUGCGCGGUUUCCACGAAUCAAGUAUGGAACAUUGUCGUGGAUUCUACGACUGGAGCAAGGGACAUGCUCGUGACAACGAAGUGUUACGCAGACGCGUGGUUCAAGAGGAUGAUAACCACCGUGCUACAGUUGUACUGGCCGCCAGAAGAGCCUCCGCCAAUCGCGAAGAAGACGAACGUCGUUGGCAUAAACGACAGCGAGGGCAGUUCCAUCUGCGACGAGUGUCGGUCCGAGAUCUCGAGCGACGCGACGAACGAGCCCCGAAGGGAAAUCCUCCCGAUAUCAUACGGCACGAACUGGCUGCCGAAGCCAGACUUCACCGGUUACAAGGACGCUCAGAGGAAAGUCUCGAUGAAGUCUUUGCACACGGUAGCGGUGGUGAACGACAUCCAGGACAACUCUGACGACCUGUCGCCUCGACAAUUGCGUUACAAACGCGGAUGUCACACGGUGAUACCGAACAACUCCAGCGACCAGUCGAGCGGAUGCUGACAAACAAAGAGGAAUUAACCCGCGGCGUUAUUGAAAGAGCGUGUUGGGGGGGGGGUGUUGCCACUGCGACAGACGGCUGCUACUUAAAACGAGACACGAUUUCUUAGCUUAGGGAAAUGGGAAAUUUUGGCUGAUUCGAGUGUCUGAUUCGGGUCAUUGUUGCUCGAACGGAUGUCUGGAUAUAAUCUGG